CGGCGGCGGCGGCGGCGGCGGCGGCAUCCUCGGGAUGGGGGCCCGGCUCUCCGCUCUCAGGCUACCCGCCCGCUCUCCCCGCGUUGACGCGGUCGGCCGCAGGCCAGCUUGCGCUCCUACUCCUCGGUCAGUUUGGAUAUACAUAUAUUUGUGUGGGAAUGGCAUCUCUUCAAGUGAGCAUUGUGGGAAGUAUUCUUUCUUGGAAUUUUGCUUCUUUGGGCCAGGCCUGUAGAUGAGACUUGUUCCAACUCGAAGAAGUUUUAGAAACUAGAAGUCAGACAAGUGUUGAUCUUGACCAGCUGGAACAGAGGCCAUUCUUUGACUGAGGAAGAUGACCACAAAAGAGAAAAAAGGAACAGACCUGGAUCUUUUGGGCCCUAUCUCAGUAAAGGAGGAGGAAGAGGAUGAAGACACUUGGGGUCAGGUCUCAACCCCUAUCCAGAAACUUGAAAUACCUUGGGGAAAAAUAGCAACCCUGGAAAAAGUCCAGGUGUCAGCUCUGAUGCCACUCAACAACCAUUCAUCAGCUGGAACCCCUUUGCUGCCUGCUAUGAUGACCAGAUACAAGGACAGAAAGCUAGAAAAUCAUAGGAGUGUGGAUGGUAAGACCAGAUCUGGAAGUGAUGAAAUCUCUGAAGAAAAAGGAUCCCAUACAGUGGCAUCAGGAAGACUCCAGCGCACUAUUCCCCUGGGAUCUGAGUUUAUAGAAGCUUGUGAAGAAGAACAUGGUGAGGAAGUGAGGCAGCUGAUAAUCCCUAUUAGGAAGAUAGUAAAGGAAGAGAACCAAGAUUUCCAAAGAAUUAUGGACAAAGAUAAAACAAGCUCCUCAGGAGAGAAAAGCCAGAACUGUGAAAAACUGGGAGAAAGUUUCAAUCUUGGCUCAAAACUUGCUACACACAAGAGAAUUCAGAAUGCUUAUGCAUGUGAUGAAUGUGGAAAAGCCUUCAGUCAGAGUUCUACCCUUAUUGUACAUCAAAGGGUUCACACUGGAGAGAAACCUUAUGAAUGUCAGGAGUGUGGGAGAGCCUUCACAAGGAGUUCCCACCUUAUACGACAUCAUAGAAUCCACACUGGAGAAAAACCCUAUAAAUGUAAUGUGUGUGGGAAAAUGUUCAGUCAGGGCUCAAGCCUUAUUGUCCAUCAGGGAGUCCACACGGGGGAAAAACCCUAUGAAUGUCAGGAAUGUGGGAAAACCUUCAGUCGAAGUUCACGCCUCAUUGUCCACCAGAGAAUCCACACUGGGGAAAAGCCCUAUGAAUGUAAUGAAUGUGGGAAAGCCUUCAGUUGUAGUUCUUAUCUUAUUGUUCAUCAGAGAAUACACACUGGGGAGAAGCCCUAUAGGUGUAAUGAGUGUGGGAAAGCCUUUGGUCAGAGUUCACAUCUUAUUUUCCAUCAGACAACUCAUGCUCGAAAGAAACAUAAGCUAGCUGCACUGGUUAGAGCACCAUCUUGACAGGGCAAAGUUUCAGCUGUGUUAGGUCAGUAAAUAUUUCUGUGCUCUUCCAUUUGCCUAAUAAGAAUGCUAGGUGCUAUGGGAGUGAGAGUUAAGUUGGACAUUGAACAUCAAUUGGAUAUAGAUAGAGAGGAGAAGGAAAGGCAUUCCAGAUGAAGGGAACAGAAAGAAGAAAGGUAGUAGGAGUGAGUUGUGUGUAUGUGUAUGUGUGGGGAGGGUUGGGAAGGGGUAGAAUAGAAGGAAUAAAUUAUUAGUAUAUAGUGGUAAAAAAUUGAUUAGAUAAAUUGGGCCAAAUUAUGGAGGACCUUAAAUUAAGAACUCAAUAAAUGUCCUGAACCUAUUUAUGUAAGAAAUGAGCCAUACUUAUAGUUGUUUUCAGUGAUCAAAUAUGUUUUGAGCUUUUUUUUUUUUUCAUGUAUAUGGCCAAUAGGUGGAAGGAGGAAAAAAAGAAUCUUUAGGAUGUAGUAGAGCUCUAAAUCUUAUGUAAGGUAAAAAUUUCCCAUGCCAUCCCCUGAUGGGAAAGAUUCUUACUUUUCUCAGAUCUUCAUGAGGGAGAAUGGGAAAUUUUCAGGGAAAUGAUGGCACGCUAAAGAGUAAUUUACCCCCCUUUUUAGAGUGCACAGGUUGGAUAUGGGUGGGGUCAUAAAGAAAAAAAUCUGAUUCACAUUUUAAAAUAGUACUGAGGGGCAGCUACGUGGCCAGUGGCUAGUGCACUGCCUGAAGGCAGGAGGACACUAGUUCAGAUUCAUCUUCAGAUAACUUAACACUAAUUGUAUGACCCUGGACAAGUCACUUAAUCUCAAUUACCUCCUCCCAAAAAAACAACCAACUUUCUCCCCCACCCUCAUGUUUACAGAAAAAGCUAUCUUCCUUGCACUGUAAGAGAAUUCAUUUAAAUCUUUAUUCUAAUAGGUAUUUUACAUUCUACAUAAAUCAUAUAGGGACAUAUGGGUUCUUAUAGUGGGCCUCAAAUUUUAAUGUUCAUUAUUUGCUUACCAAAUAAUGGCUCACUUCCACAAACACAAAAAUGCUGACAAAGAUAGUGCUGUUCUGUUUUGCUCAAAUUCUGUGCCCACACCCAGCAUGGGUGGAAUCCCUUGAUGCUUUGGAAAGUUGCCCAUUUUAUUUUUCUACCUCUGGACCAACUUCUCAUCCAACUUGAACAAGUGACCAUCAUCUUAUGACUAUGAGAUUCCCCAUGCUUUGCCCAAUGUGUGGAUCCUCUGGCCUGGAUUUUUUGGCCCUCAAAAGCAGGGUCCAUCAACCAAUGAGAUUCUGUAUUUUACCAUGCCUCGUUUGAAAAUUUGGGAACUCUGAAAAAAAGGUCCUGGAAGAAGAGAGUACCUCAGAUUGUGAGAAGGAUCUAAGGUCCAUUCAUUAGAGGGGACCACAGACCCUUUAAUAAAGUGCCAUUGGCUCAGA
Messenger RNA from Sarcophilus harrisii (Tasmanian devil), 2875 nucleotides. RefSeq names its product zinc finger protein 239-like. Gene Ontology annotation, biological process: regulation of transcription by RNA polymerase II. Bases 332 to 1453 code for a protein of 373 amino acids. The transcript is spliced from 5 exons. Gene Ontology annotation, cellular component: nucleus. Gene Ontology annotation, molecular function: DNA-binding transcription activator activity, RNA polymerase II-specific; RNA polymerase II cis-regulatory region sequence-specific DNA binding. The record is from RefSeq and is a predicted model, not a curated record. Lineage: Eukaryota; Metazoa; Chordata; Mammalia; Dasyuromorphia; Dasyuridae.